Mus caroli (Ryukyu mouse) is the source of this 762-nucleotide messenger RNA. Lineage: Eukaryota; Metazoa; Chordata; Mammalia; Rodentia; Muridae. The record is from RefSeq and is a predicted model, not a curated record.
AUGUCGGGGUGGAGCAAUGGCACCUACAAUGAGUCCUACACCAGCUUCCUCCUCAUGGGCUUCCCAGGGAUGCAGGAAGCCAGAGCCCUCCUGGUGCUGCCCUUCCUCAGCCUCUACCUGGUGAUUCUCUUCACCAAUGCCCUGGUCAUCCACACGGUGGCAUCCCAGCGCAGCCUGCACCAGCCCAUGUACCUGCUCAUUGCCCUGCUCCUGGCUGUCAAUAUCUGUGCUGCCACCACCGUGGUGCCCCCCAUGCUCUUCGGCUUCUCCACACGCUUCAACCGCAUCUCCCUCCCUCGAUGCUUGGGACAGAUGUUCUGCAUCUACCUCUCCUGUGGGGAUAUCUCGCUGAAUAAGACGGUGGGACUCACUGUUCGCAUCUUCAACCGAGUCCUGGAUAUGUUCCUGCUAGGCACCUCCUACUCCCGCAUCAUCCAUGCUGCCUUCAGGAUCUCAUCAGGUGGAGCACGGUCCAAAGCCCUGAACACCUGUGGCUCCCACCUGCUGGUCAUCUUCACCGUCUACUCUUCCACCAUGUCCUCAUCCAUUGUCUACCGUGUGGCGCGCACUGCCUCCCAAGAUGUGCACAACUUGCUCAGUGCUUUCUAUCUGUUGCUCCCAUGUCUGGUCAACCCCAUCAUCUACGGGGCCAGAACCAAGGAAAUCAGGCAGCACCUGGUAGCUCUGUUCCAAAGGACUCAGCAACAGGUCUUCACUGAGAAGCCCCAGUCCCUGCCCUCGAAUAGAGAGCUUCCUGGAUGA